ACGGUUAGAAUGACUUGAAACCCACCAUGAUUGGGCUACAGUAAUUGAGUAUCGUCAAUCUACAACUACACUUUUGGUACCAUGGCACCUUUAGACCCCGCCAGCAUCGCUCAGCUAUCACUUUAUGGAUCUCGCUUUGACGUGCAGCUAGGGCAAACUGAACACCGAGUAAACCUUGUAACGGCUUGGAAAGUACAAGAAGGCGAUCAUGUACUGGAGAUCGGUUGUGGACAGGGUGACUGCACCGCUGUCCUUGCUACAGCUGUCGGGGAAACAGGAAAAGUGACGGCCAUUGAUCCUGCACCCUCUGAAUAUGGCAGUCCUUGGACUAUCGGCCAAGCUCAGUCGCACCUAAAGGCCUCGCCCAUUGGAAACCGCAUGACCUUCCUCCGCUCGAAUACUGAGAGUAUCCUCGCUUCCGACGAUACAAUAUACGACAUCGCUAUUUUGGCGCAUUGCACUUGGUAUUUUGCUGCACCGUCCGUUCUUCUCGCGACUUUACGAUCUCUAUCUACUCGAGCGAAACGGAUCUGUAUCGCAGAGUGGGCUCUCUCAGCUUCAAACGUCGCUGCUUGGCCCCAUGUUUUAGCAGCUCUUACGCAAGCCUCCCUAGAAUGUCGGAAUCCCAAUUCGAAAUCUAAUAUAAGGACUGUUUUGAGUCCUGUGAAGAUAAAGGCGAUGGCUUUGGAGGCUGGGCUCGGCCUAGAAUCUGAGAUCGCCAUCCAAUCCCCCAUUGGGAUGCUCGAUGGUCAUUGGGAAGUCGCAGAAGUCUUGGGAGAUGAUUUUGGUAAGAAAAUCAGCAACGUGAUAGAAAACGACAGAGAAAGAGGUGUCGUGGAAGCUCUGAGAGACGCAGUGAAGGUAAGCAAAGAAAGCCUAUCGCCUGGAACGAAGAUGAGGGCGAUGGAUGUCUGGUGUGGGAGUUUCACUGGGUUCACCAGUGAGUACGCUGUGUAGUCGUCUAGGGUAAUCUGAAACCAGGUGUGCAUAAUGGCUAUUACAAUUCAUAACAUUGCAGCUACCAAACACACUUGAAUACUUCUUUCGUUAUCGAUUACAUUUCAUACUUUCCCUCUUCAUACGAACGUCUUAUGCAACUUUCAUUUGCACUUAUCCUAUGAUUAUCAAGGGCAAAAUAUAAGUGUACUGCUGUUA
Molecule: messenger RNA, 1155 nt
Organism: Serpula lacrymans var. lacrymans S7.9
Lineage: Eukaryota; Fungi; Basidiomycota; Agaricomycetes; Boletales; Serpulaceae
Exons: 2
Coding region: 82-957 (291 amino acids)
Source: RefSeq, a predicted model, not a curated record